Haliotis rubra (blacklip abalone) is the source of this 2202-nucleotide messenger RNA. Its product is annotated as DNA-directed RNA polymerase II subunit GRINL1A-like. Lineage: Eukaryota; Metazoa; Mollusca; Gastropoda; Lepetellida; Haliotidae. Gene Ontology annotation, molecular function: transcription elongation factor activity. The transcript is spliced from 6 exons. The record is from RefSeq and is a predicted model, not a curated record. Gene Ontology annotation, biological process: transcription elongation by RNA polymerase II. The coding region runs from base 79 to 1071 and encodes 330 amino acids. Gene Ontology annotation, cellular component: nucleus.
ACAGUUGCGGUACUCCAGAGUAAGAUAUGGCUUUGUAAAUUGUCUGAACACAAGGCGAUAAGUAGCAAAGUGGGAAAGAUGGGGUCCAUGUCGAUACCCUCGGAGAAGCAGGGGCAGCUAGGGGACCUGACCAAGAAGACUCUGCCAGAACUCAGGGAGCUGCUUGACAGACAGGACAAGCUGCUGAAGAAAGAGAAAUUUCUUCAAACUUUACCUGACAAGGGAGUCAAAGUGAAAAUGUUUGCCGAAACUUUGAGAACACUCAUUACUCAGAGGGAAGAAGUGGAUCAGGCAGCUUCAAAGUUAGAAGGUGUGAAAAUAUCAGAUCUUGUACAGAAACAAACCACAAACACACAUAGCGACAAGAAAGUGCAAACUUUUGGGACGAAUCAAGUGCAUCAAAAGGGAGACAUCUCCAAAACUGAAGCUGAUUUGUGUGAAGUGUUGGUCACAAGGAAGAACAUUGAAUUGACGGGAGAUAAUUCCAGUGCUAUGGAUGUUAGUGAGAGACUGAGUGAGGUGUUGGAGAGAGUGACUAUAUCUACUGAUCAGCCUGUAUCUGGCAGAGAGGAUGUAUACGUCAACAGUUAUGAACGUGUCAUCAAAAAGGCAAAUGAACAAACUCCACACAAGAAAACUUUCAAACCAAACAGCACUUUGAAAAUAUCAAAGGUUGAAGAUUUACCAGAAGUGUACAAGUUCAGAUCAAAACAGGGCAACGUAAAGGACAGUCCUACACCAGGAGGGUUAGCUAGGACUGAGAGGAAGACGGAGAGUGCAAUGGACUCCUCAAAUCCCAAGCCCAAGGAAGAGUCUGCAGUGGUACUGCCCGACUACAAGCAUGACAAGAGUGUGCUGAUAUCCGUGGAGGAGUCCCUGCAACUCGUCACACAGCAGAGGGAGCAGCAUGGGGAGCUGAUGAUGAGGCAGGCAACGGAGAGGCUGGCAGGCCGACUCCACAUCCGCCUGGAUGACUACAACCCAGAGGGAACCAACAUGAAUUACCGUGUACCAGCCACUGACACAGACAGUGAUGAUGAACCAGAAAUCGAUGGGUACAAUGAGGACUGAAAGAUGGACAGAUCUGAAAGUGUAAACAACAUUUGCACCUGGACAAGCUGGUCAUCAUGCAACAGUCACAAUGCGUACUUUGUAUUGAGAGGCUUGUUAGUAACAAUGUUGUGUCGGGAGGGACGUUAUUGACAAACGUCUCUGCAUCAUCCAGAGUUUUUGCAACCCCCUGGGCACAUGAAACGUCAUUUGGAGGUCGUGUCAGGUGAAUUUUCGACUCAGCAAAUCUGUAUGGAGGUUUGAGAGUGAAGGAAGCAUAUAUAAUCUGUAUAUAUAUUGAACUAUAAACAAAUGUUCGGCAUGUAUGUAAGUACGGCCUCACAACUAUGUUGUUGUGGAUAUUUUAAAUGCUUUGUUUCUGAACAUGAUGGCAUGUACACUCAAGAGGGAAUGCCAUCAAAGGAGUUGCUGUGUCCACUGUGGCUUUUCAUUUUUUAUUACUUUGGGAUUUAUGGUAGUUAAGUAUUGAAGCCGAAAUACUUUAGAAAGCUGACAAUUUGAUAGGCUCAAGAAUCCACAUCGUUCAUUUAUACGACUGAAAAACAGCAAAGUAUGAGCCAGAUCUUCGUAUAACUAUAGGUAAUAUUGUCUUGGCAUAUAGGAUGCAGUGAUAUCUUCACCUCGGGUUGUCCUGACUGGAUCGUUGAGGAAGGUGUCAUCAGAUCUACAUGUGGAGAACCACAUGGAAACAGACUUGUAUUUAUGUGUGAUGAGGAUGUCAUUGUAUUACCAGGAGUUUCAUGGGUGACACAACCCAAAAUACAGAACUGGUUGCUUAUUGUCACUUGAUGAUGCUCACUGUGAUUCUGGUCCUGCUUCAUCUUCUCAUAAGCAUCGCCAUAGUGAUCAGAAACCCAUCCUAAAAGCAGGGACCAUUAUAAGAUUCCAACUAAGUCAUAAGCAUGUGUUUGUCAGUUGCUUUGUAAUAGUAAAGAUUCCAUGGUUCACAGGCACAAAGCUAUAAAAGCACUGCAGUCCCAUGAUCUAUAGGCUUGUGAUUAAUGUAGCACUCAGAUUGAUUUGUAAAGUGUUUGAGACAAAAGGUGAACAUAUCUUUCCCCAGGAUACCACAGUCCGAGGGACAAGUGCUACUAUAUUUUGAACACAAAUAAAGCAGUAUGUUUUUAUGUU